GUGAGAUUCGGGUCGGUUGCGUUCUAAGAUAAUUUGUGGAUUUUUUUUUGGACAUAAUUUAAAGAAUUUAAUUUACAAAGUGAUCAAUUAAUGACGAAAUGGAUGACAUGGACAACUAUCUUCAAUAUGUAGGAGGCCCAACAGGUGCAAUUGCAUUGACUGGAGUAGCUGCAGCUUCAGCUUAUUAUUUAGCAACACGUCCAGCAUCAGAAAGUCCACUUUUUCCAUUGGAUGAGCAGACGAUACUUGAGAAGGAGGGUCCUGAUCAGAUUCACGUCUCACGGUUCUCAAAAGAUGCCAAAGAUGGAAAAUUUGUUAGCUAUUUGACUGAAGACUGUCAGACACUUUAUCAAACAUUCAGACAUGGAGCAUAUGAGUCUAAUAAUGGACAGUGUCUAGGAUGGAGGGACUCGUUGUCGUCUCCUUAUCAGUGGAUGAACUACAACGAAGCACUUUUACGUGCCAAAAACUUCGGAUCAGGUCUGCUAGCCCUUGGUCUCGAACCCGGUCAAAAGACAUUUGUCUGCAUCUACUCACAGAAUCGCCCAGAAUGGGUUCUAUGCGAACAAGGUUGCUACGACUAUUCCCUCAUUUUAGUUCCACUUUAUGACACUCUCGGUCCAGAUGCCUGUGCAUUCAUCGUUAAUCAGACAGAAUCGACAGUCGUUGUUGUUGAAGAUGACAAGAAAGUCAAUUUGUUACUUGAUAAGGCACCGAAGAAUCUCAAAAAGCUUAUUGUAAUUAAGCCAUUACGACCGGCGACCGUACAACGUGCAAAGAAUCGUGGAAUUGAUAUUCAUUCGUUUGAGGAAGUUGAGAAGUUGGGAGCAUCAAAAGGCUUUCCAGAAGUGCCGCCAAAACCGAGUGAUAUUUGUACGAUUUGUUACACGUCAGGAACGACUGGAAAUCCAAAAGGAGUAAUGCUUACACAUAAGAAUGUUUUGGCUUGUAUAGUUUGUGUUAAUAUGCAAUUAGGUGAGCACAAGCCUCGUGUCGGUGAUGUUAUGAUCUCUUUUCUACCAUUGGCUCACAUGCUUGAGCGUGCCUGUGAAAAUUCAAUGUUUUAUGUAGGUGGGUCCGUUGGCUACUACUCCGGUGACAUAAAGGAAUUGACUAACGAUUUAAAGGCUUUGAAGCCAACAGUUAUGCCAGCAGUGCCUCGCCUUCUCAACCGCGUCUACGACAAAAUUCAAAAUGAAAUUUCAUCAUCGCCAAUCAAGCGAAUGCUGUUCCGUAUGGCAUUAAAUUCAAAAGAAGCUGAAAUUCGUCGUGGAGUCAUUCGAAGAAAUAGUUUGUGGGACAAGCUAGUAUUCCGAAAGGUUCAAGAAGCAUUUGGCGGUCGACUAAGGUUGAUGGUCGUUGGAUCAGCUCCAUUGGCUGGAAAUGUUUUGACAUUCGUACGUUGUGCACUUGGAUGUAUUGUUGUUGAAGGUUAUGGACAGACUGAGUGUGUUGCUGCUGUUACGUUGACAAUACAGGGUGAUUAUAUGGUUGAACAUGUUGGACCGCCGAUUGGAUGUGCUUGCAUUAAGCUUGUGGAUGUCCCAGAAAUGGAAUAUUAUGCAGCUAAUCAACAAGGUGAAGUUUGCAUCAAAGGAUCUUGUGUUUUUCAAGGAUAUUACCGUGAUCCAGAACGAACCAUGCAGACAAUAGACUCACAAGGGUGGCAUCAUACAGGCGACAUAGGUCAAUGGUUGAGUAAUGGAACAUUGAAAAUUAUCGAUCGCAAAAAACAUAUCUUUAAGCUAAGUCAGGGCGAAUACAUUGUGCCAGAAAAGAUAGAGAAUAUUUACAUAAAUUCACAAUAUGUUGAGCAAGUCUUUGUGCAUGGAGAGAGUCUGAAGAGCUGUAUCGUUGCAAUUGUUGUUCCUGAUGUUGAGACCAUAAAAGCUUGGGCAUCUGCCAACAACAUCCCAGGAACGCUGACUGUCUUAUGUAAUAAUCCAGAGGUUAAGCAUCUUAUUUUGAGCGAUAUGAUAUCUCUUGGCAAGGAUGCUGGACUAAAGUCUUUUGAGCAAGUCAAAGACAUUUACCUCCACCCAGAUCCAUUCUCAAUACAGAAUCAACUUCUUACACCAACAUUCAAAUCGCGAAGACCACAAAUUCGUAGCUAUUUUAAGCCACAACUAGAUGACAUGUACAAGAUGCUUGAUUGAGCAAUGGCUACUGCUACGUACAUUUGGCCUGCAACUUAGUAAAAAAAAGUUUACUUAAAAUAAAUACUUAAUUAUUAAGACAAUUAUGAUAGUCAGAUACACACAUACACACACACAUAUUCACAUGUACUGAUAAGAGUCCAGCAGUGUUGCUUUCACGAUUUAAAAAAAAAUAUUGGAAAAAAAAUUAUGUUUAAUUUGGUGGGGGAGUGAGUUGGAGGGUUAGAUGAUUGGGUUUAAAUUAUAUUAAUUUACUGCAAAUUUUUGAGAUUUAAAUUUAAAAUAUCAAGAAAAAAUUAGGAAAAAUUCUAAGAAAAAAAUUGAAAAAAAAAAAUGUAUAAUUAGACUGGCUAGGUUGGAUUUAGGGGGGCUGACCCAAGAAUUAAGUAGGAAAAUUUAUUUAAAUUCUUUAAAAAAAUUCGUUGAAAUCUGAAAGAAAAGUGUUGAAAAGAUGGAAAUUAAUGUCAAAAAAAUUAAUUUCCUUUAAAGAAUCUCGACUAGGUCAAACCUCAUCAAUAAUAAUUAUGUAAAACAAUUUUAAAAGUAUGAAAUAAAUCUCAUAAAAUUGAGAAGUUUUGUAAGUAAAAAGUUGUGUAUAAAUUUAACUAAUUUGCUUUCAAAACUGGCCUAUAAAAUAUAUAAUUAAGUGCAACUGAUCUGUUGUCAAUUUAGAAUCUCAAAAGUUGUUUAAAGUUUUUUUUUGAAAAUUUUAAAUUAAGUUUUUAAGAAAGAAGUGA
Messenger RNA from Chironomus riparius, 2893 nucleotides. NCBI's taxonomy places the organism in Eukaryota, Metazoa, Arthropoda, Insecta, Diptera, Chironomidae. The record is from the annotation of a GenBank genome assembly.